Molecule: messenger RNA, 760 nt
Organism: Hibiscus syriacus
Lineage: Eukaryota; Viridiplantae; Streptophyta; Magnoliopsida; Malvales; Malvaceae
Product: BRASSINOSTEROID INSENSITIVE 1-associated receptor kinase 1-like
Exons: 7
Coding region: 53-745 (230 amino acids)
Molecular function (GO): protein binding
Source: RefSeq, a predicted model, not a curated record
UUGGCUUUAGUUUGGACCAAAGUAAUCGAAGACAAAGAAAGGAGUGAGAUUGAUGGAGAGACGCAUCUCCGUUUGCAUAUGGUUGAUUCUGGCGUUGAAUUUGUUUUCCAGAGGUGCAGGCAAUGCUGAAGGUGAUGCUUUGAAUGCAUUGAGAGCCAAUUUGGCUGACCCUAAUAACGUGUUUCUAAGCUGGGAUCCAACCCAUGUCAACCCUUGCCUAUGGCAGAAUAUUACUUGUAACAGUGAAAAUAGUGUGAUCAGUGUUGAUCUCAGGAAUGCAAAUCUAUCCGGUCAGCUUGUUCCGGAACUCGGGCAGCUUUCGAAUUUGCAGUACUUGGAGCUGUGUAAUAAUAACAUAUCUGGGACAAUCCCGGAGGAACUUGGAAAUUUGACAACUACUCUGGGCAAACUAAGGAAACUGCGUUUCCUGCGUCUCAACAACAACUCGUUGACAGGUCAAAUUCCUAUGUCCUUAACUUCUAUUGAUACACUGCAAGGGCUGGAUCUUUCAAACAAUCGGCUUGUAGGAGAUGUUCCGGUUAAUGGUUCCUUUUCACGAUUCAAUCCUGUCUGUUUUACUAAUAAUCGACUCAAUGUCCCUCCUCCUGCUCCACCACCACCUACAGCUUCAACUUCAUCUGGUUUGAUCUCCAUUUCAUUCUUAUCAUCUCUAUCAAUAAUUUUUAGGGGAUAUGUCUCAAACUUUCACAAAGAACUUUCAUCAAAUAUCCAAUCUGAUCUAUGAAUUUUGGCUUGAUAU